CCCCGCCCUCUCGCCGCGUCGCCGGUGCCUGCGCCGCCCGCCUCACUCUCUUGUGUCCCGGCAGAGGCCCGGGCGGCCAGCACGAGCACCGGCGACCAUGUUCCGACGCAAGCUCACGGCUCUGGACUACCACAACCCUGCAGGCUUCAACUGCAAAGAUGAAACAGAAUUUAGAAACUUCAUUGUUUGGCUUGAAGACCAGAAAAUUAGACACUACAAGAUUGAAGACAGAGGUAACCUGAGAAAUAUCCACAGCAGUGACUGGCCCAAGUUCUUCGAAAAGUAUCUCAGAGAUGUUAACUGUCCUUUCAAGAUUCAAGAGCGACAGGAAGCAAUUGACUGGCUUCUUGGUUUAGCUGUCAGACUUGAAUAUGGAGAUAAUGCUGAAAAAUACAAGGACUUAGUACCUGAUAACAGGAAAAAUACUGACAACACAGCUAAAAAUGCGGAACCAUUGAUCAACCUGGACGUAAAUAAUCCUGAUUUUAAGGCUGGUGUCAUGGCUCUGGCUAACCUCCUUCAGAUUCAGCGUCAUGAUGAUUACUUGGUAAUGCUUAAGGCAAUUCGCAUUUUGGUUCAGGAGCGUCUAACACAGGAUGCAGUUGCUAAAGCAAAUCAAACGAAAGAGGGCUUACCUGUUGCUUUAGACAAACAUAUUCUUGGCUUUGACACAGGAGAUGCAGUUCUGAAUGAAGCUGCUCAGAUCUUGCGAUUGCUGCACAUAGAAGAGCUCAGAGAGCUACAGACGAAAAUUAAUGAAGCCAUAGUAGCUGUUCAGGCAAUCAUUGCUGACCCAAAGACAGACCACAGACUGGGGAAAGUCGGAAGAUGAGCACAUCAGGAUUUCAGCUUCUCGCCUGCCUAGUGUGAUGGGAACCAUGUGCAUCAGCAUGUGUUUGGAAAUUAAAUGUCACAUUUUCGAGGGAGGAAUCCCAGGAAAUUGGCCGUGUUCUAGAGAUUUACCACCAUUGCUUUUUUUUUUUUCUUUAAUAAAGUUGGGGAAAGUAAAAGGGUUUUUUGUUUUGCUUUGAAAUAAUGUACCCUGUUUCUGUAAUUUUCGUGCAUCCUCCUUUAUGGUUAGAGAUUCAUCCCAACCAUGACUUCGUCCUGGAGACAGUAUCGAUCUUUAGACGAUUAGAAAGCUUUAAAGUUUUUUUAUUGGAUUUACAUAGAAAAUUUAAGAACUGCUACAUCUUUGGUGUUUUACAUGGAAUACUUUGAGGAAUGCUUCUGUAGAGGCACUUAGGGGGUCAUUUAGCACCUUUAAUAUAAAUAAAGUGAGGCCUUUUGCUGAGAAGUAUAAAUAGGCUGGGUCAUCCUGGUGAUCAUCAUAAUCCAUUACAGGGCUCUCAGAUGACUUUAGGAAUAAAUUUUCAUAACCAGCCACGUGUUUUACUUUUCUUGGGUAGGUAGAAUCCAUGGCAAAAAUCAGAUUUAGUGUCUUAAGCUCUUGGUGGGUCUUUGUUCAAUUAAUUUGGUCUUUUAAAUAAGUGUUUACAAAAAGUUGCUUUAAUAAGCAAUGACUAAAAUUCUUUAAACUUCUGAUAACCUUUGUUUUUAAAAAAUACAGUAGUAAUGAUUGAGGUAUACACUUCACAAAAUAUACUUAGUCUCGCUGCACUAAAAAUGCUCAUCUUGUGUGCCCAGAGCUCAUAACAGCCAAUUGCUUUUCCACUGCCUUUGCCUUUGUAGUAAAUGUUCUUAGGUCAAGAUUCUUGUUGUAAACUUGAAAUCCUCCUGUAUAUUCUGUGUUCAUUUUCUUCCUGUGAGGGAGUGGACAGCAGUGAAUGUUUCCUCAGUUAAGCAGCAUAGAAGGCAGUGCUGGCAGAGUUCCCAUCCCUUCCCCACCCACCGGACGAAGGACAUCAUGAUGACCCUGAUGACCUUACCUGUUGGACAGUAGGGGUAGACUGCAGUGAUCCCAUAGAGGUGAGACCGCUGCUCGGGGAGAUACUCAUCGGUAAAUUGACCACUGUCUUUAUUCACUGAUAUGACACCAUCCCUGGUAAGAGGAGAGGCAGUCAAGGCCAGUCACAAGAUGUUUUAGUAGGCAACAAUUUGACAGUUUUCCAUAUACAUAAAAACAAGCCAACAAUUCAGCUAAAUGAGUUUCAGUUCAAUUUGUCUAAAACCAGUGACUCUGGGCAUAGCUCCUAUGCCAGUAUCCUGGGAACUUCCAUGAAAUGCAAAUGCUGUAUGCCCUCCCUUGCCCUUCUAAGUCAAAACCCUAGAACAGCAUGCAGAAUGUAUUUUUUAACAUUUUGUAGCCGUAAGAGCUGAUGGCUGUGUCCCAGAGGUCUAAAGGGCAGCACUUACAUCUCACGUGAAAUAGGGAGCUGAGGGAAAGUGCUCAGACAUGCAACUUUGUUUUCUUUUUUAGGUCUUCUAAGCUCAGAGCCAAACCGUAUUUCUCUGUCUUUAAGGUAGACAGUUGAUGUUAUUUUUCUUAUUUUUUGGUUUUUCAAGACACGGUUUCUCUGUGUAGCCUUUACUGUCCUGUAGACCAGGCUAGCCAAACCUGUCUCAGCUUCCUGGUGUUAGGAUUAAAGGUAUAUGCCACCACACCCAUCUUGUUAAUGUAAUUUUUUAAAAAGGAAAACUUAAACUUUAUACCACUUAAAAGUAUUCAUUCUCUAAGAACAGAUUUAAAUAAAUGCUUCUUUUUAAGUAGUAUAUUACCAAAUAUCUUCAACUUAUAUGCUGCCUGCAAGCAAUACUAGUAAACUUCAGGAUGAUGUGGAAGGAUGACUUCAAAAAUAGGUGUCUACUGAAGGACAGGCAGCUCAACAGGACUUCCCAACUAGAGUUGCUGACUGGUAAAAUAGCAUGCUCUGCUCUCCAGAGUGGGGCUCACCUCCGCCAGUCUGUAUGGUAAAAGUGAUCUGCAUAGCUGACGAUGCUGAAGGGGUAAUUGAGAUGAUUUUGGAUGACACGCCGUCCGGUUCCAUCAGGAGAAACCAGGAUGAAACACGCCAAUGACAGUAAAAUAAAAUGCAUUGCCAAGUGCCCAUGGAAUGAAGCUGCUGACCUGAGGUAAGUAUGGUCUCGGGUUCUGCUCCUGCUUCCAGGCUGACACGGCUGAUGGUCCGACCAGCAACAUCUGUCCAGUAGACCAUCCUCUCCUGGCAGUCAUAGUCAAUCCCCACAACUAUGGAGCCCUUUCAGAACCAAUCAUGACAUCAGAAGAAUUAGGAUUCCCUUCAGUCCCUAACAUUAAAUUCAUGGCUACACAACAUUACUGUGAGCAGUCUGUACUGUGGUGGUACAGGGCGUGGAGCCCAGUAGUUAGACAAGGGAGGUAGUGACUCCUCCCUAAGGUCAAAGCCAGGCUUAGCCACUUAAUCUCUAUGCCUUUGUUUCCUCCAAUACUUCAAACAGUAAUAUGUUUAUAAAAUAGAGUUUUAAUGGCAACUACCAUACAGCAAGCUCCUUCAGCACUAUUAGAACUGGCUGUAAAAACAGUAAUUUCAUGAGGAAAAUCAGCCCUUUCACUACUGAGAGGAUCAUCUCCUCAAAAUAAGUCCUUAAUGCUCAAUGGUGCAAAAGAUGACUGCUUCCAAGUAUUACUGGCAUUUUCUCAAAGAGCCUUUCUAAAAUCUGACAACACAUGCCAACAAAACUUCCUCUACUGGAUGAACAGACUGAAAUCCUCCCCAACCUGAGGUGCAAUCACCCCUGCCUCUUAAUAUAAGCAUUCAGCUGUGUGGUACAGAAGAAAGCCUAUAAUUUUACAGUUUAAAGAACUGUGGUCACCUGGCCUUUGGCUAGCAUAGCCUCUCCCCUUUCUUCUGAGUGACAGUCUUAUUGAAAACCCCAAAUCUGGGAUGUUCCUGUUUGAAAUUCACACAGGACUUUCCAUUUCUAACCCAGAUUCCUGCUAUGAGAACCCCAGCAGACAUUUGAGACUCGACACAGGCCACACCUGUCCCUACCUCAUCUAGCAAAGCCUGGGGCUUGGCUUGUGCCUGAAGCAGUAGUCACCAGGAGACACUGUAUGAAGCAAGAUUUGGUGCCUUUGGCAUUUAUUUGCAGGGAUGGGGGGGGGGGGAAUCUAAGGUCUCAGUACUUUUAUUUGAAAAUCAAAAUUAAAAGGCCCUCUAUCUGAGGCAAGAGUACACAUUCAUACAGACAGCAAUGAACCCAGGGGCUCAUGGGAUUUAUAAACUAAGCUUCUUGGUAUGAAGGUCACAUUUUAGGUAAAUUGCUCUAAAGCGUGCUUAUAAUUCAUGUCUCCUUCCUCCUUCAGUUUCACGAUAGCCAUCUCCACCCUGCCCAUUAGACAUGUUCAGAAAUGCAAGCAAGCCAUCCAGUAUACCUAGAAUACAAGAUGGUUAGCAUGAGGAACCUUCUAAAGCAGUACACUCAGAUCGAGAGUGGGGAUGAAGCCUUGAAUCUUAAAAGGAAGAAAAAAAACCAAAGCCAAACCAAAUCAAAACAAAACAACAAACAGUCGUUGCUUUUAAGCUUCCUUGGAAUGAAACAGUAGUUCAUUAACAGUAAAUAUAGUGAACCCUGCCCUGUAUGCAGUCUGCUCACUGUGCAGUGAAGAAGGUCAGAGCAGUUUUCACAGUAAAUGGUGAUGCUUCUCCUCCCCACUGUGAAGGAGAACCCCCUCCUUCCACAAGUAGGUGUUCUGCUAGCUCAAGAAGUAAACUUGUCUUCUGGGGCUGGGGGAUGGUGCAAUAGCAGGCACACUCCCCAAAGUCACGAUGGACAUGGAAGAGGGAUAAAAUCAAAGUGACAGAACCAAAAUGAAAGGGGACAGGCUGACAAGUGGUCCUGGGUGGACUUCUACCCUACUGUCUCAAAUGACCACAGAGGUCACCUCCUGCUUUUUAGACUUCCAAGAUGUCUAUAACCUGAACAGAAUCCCCAGGAACUACAAUGAUCUUCCCAUAAACACCCGAUGACUCUGAAAUUCCUUACUGUCUAUCUGAACUUCCAUGAGCCCUCAGGACAAAGCAGCGAGAAUGGGACAGGUAUGACUUCCAACAACUGAAUUCCAUUAAGCAGACUGCAGCCCAGAAGCAUGCCAGAAUUCCCUGCACUGCAUUCCUUACCCUGUGGCACCCAGCAGAGGCUUCUGAAAACCACAAAGCACAGCUCCUCCACACCAACAACCCCAUUAACCUAGCUAACAUGCAGGCCCAUCCCCAUUUUUCUCAUGUAGCCCAGCCCUCUGGAGAAAUCCAGUUUACAUGCAGUGACAGCAGAGUCCUGGCUGCAUCCUUCUGAAGCCUGCUGCCAUUGAGAGGCAAGUGGCCAAUCUGCUGGCCCUGGGCAUAGAGCAGGAAGGUGCCCACAGAUGGAGGAGUCACAUCAGGGCGGGGUGUGGGUCGGACUAUAGGUGGAGUGACAGUAGGGAUACCUGUUUGUGGAAACAAGGUGGAGAGAGAAAAAAGUUACUUUUGUACACAACAACCUUCAAAACUAUCCAGUGCUUUCAUGGGACAGAUAUUCUUCAAAGAAAUUCUGGUUUCUAGGUGUUUUUCAAAGUUAUUUAAAUUGCUGACAAUACUCAGGACAUAAAGACAACAAAAUACUAGUCUCCAAACAAAGUAGAGGGUUUCUGUUGUCAUUUUUGGAGGGCCAAAAGCUUACUGGGGCCCCGGGGUGACAUUGCCCCUUUCACGCAGGGCUGGGAAGGCAGCCUUACAUGCUGGCUUGAGAUCAGCCAUUCUUAUAGCAGAAACUGCUAGUGGCAAAGCCAACAUUAAAUCUAGAUUGAGAUCCUGAGACAUUCUGAUGAUAAAUCAACACAGUGUAUCAAUGAGUGACUUUAUUCAUCAGACUUGGUAACCCUUUUAUCCUCCCUACCCUGCCCACCAUGGGAAGCAAAAACCUGACAGAAAGUCCUCAGUGGCACAGAGGGAAGACUAAGCCAUUCCAUGCUUACAUGCAGGCAUGGUGCCUGGUUGUGAGCGUGUGCCCUGCAGUUCUCUGCCGUCCUUGUCCACACACCAGCAGAAGUCACUCUUCCCAUGGCACUGUAGGGGUAUGAAGUGGCCCAGCUCGUCACACUGGGGCACAUACUGGUCAUCCCUGGGUGUGCCCCCAUAGUGUUCCAGCAGAUUUUCCCUCCAGCGCUCACAGACUGUCCGAGGCCUCUGGGUGGGCUCUAAGAUAAGAUGGGGAAACAAACCCUUAGAUGGUCAACCAAGAUCAGUACAACUUCAGGUCCCAAUCCCCGAUCUCUUGGCCUUUUUGGACACGCCCCUGGACACUGAGCCAGGGAAGCACACGUGUUCUCAGAAGAUCUCUGUGGAAACGCAGAAAAGGAAUCACCCUGAUGUUCCUAUCUCCCGAGACCAGGAGGACUUUCCAUGGAGGCCCAGUCACUUCAGAAAAUAACAAGGAAGACAAGCCAUCAGGAUUCCUCACUCAGUCCAGUGGAGAUGCACAUGGACCUGGUCUGUGCCCAGGGAUCCUCUGAUGACACAACACUCCAGAGACUCUUCAGGGACUCAAUGCACAUGACACUUAAAAACAAUUAUUCUUUCCCACUUGUUUCAAGUUCUUGAACCUAUUACCACAAGAUCCAUCUCCAGGCUGGCCUGUGUGUCUAGAAGAAAAAGGGCUGAAAAUCAUGCUGUGCUACAUGGAGCUCUCGGUUUCACUAGAAAGUUACAUGGAGCAAGCGAGACAGGGUGGUGUACAAAACACAGCAGAGGUGACACUGAGCAAUGUGAAACUGAUUCUUGGACUAUCCAGUUUCAAGAAAACCACAGCCAUCACAUUGCUGGGAGCUAUCUCAAAGCUGAUCCUUUUCUCCAACCUCCAGCUUUCUGCCACAAUGCUGUCCUGUUUUCUCCUGUACCCCUUUCCCCCAAAUCCUCCUCCUAUCCUCAGACUCUUGGUGCACACCAUGAUUAAAGAAAGCCUGGCUGGCUUCUGACAUGUCCAUUCCCUGCUAGGCUGCUGCCCCAGGGCCAUGGAGGCUCUCCCCUACACAUGCGGUUCUAUCUCCAAAGGCUCCACUUGUUGAAAUCACUUGCUCACUGAGCUUGGAUUAACCUAAAGGCAUUUCUGGUUCUGUCUUAAUUCCUGUAACUCAAAGCCUGUGGUCUACAGAAUCCCACAGCCAGUUAUCUCCUUGCUAUCACCGCCUGGAUGCACAAACAAACUCUCAGCACAAAAGUAAGUGCUGAGCUCCUGCUUUUUCCCAAACUGGCUCCUGUGCCUUCAGCUCCACUAAACAGCAACUACAUUUUCUAUUGCUCAGAUACAAUCACCAGAUUACCUCUUUCUCUCACCUCAAGUAAAAAAUGUCUCAUCAAUUUUACCCUCAAAAGCAUUUUGACUAGAGGCAGGCAGACACAGUGGUGCAUGAUUUUAAUCCUAGCACCCAGGACACAGAGGCAGGUGGAUUUCUGCGAGUUGAAGGCCAGCCUGUUCUACAUAGUGAAUUCCAGGACAGCCAUCGCUACAUAGUGAGCCCUGUUUCAAAAACACCCAAACAACAACAAAAACCCAUUUUGACUUCUUGCCACUUCUCCUGAGUGUGUCACCCUGGUCAGACAUUUCACACUGGGAUCAUGGCAACAGUACUCUGGUUGAAUUUCCUGUCCCCCCACUCCCCCGCCCACAACCAAACCGGUGUACACUCAGUCAGCAGCCACAGUGGCAUGUUUAAACCCAGGGGCAUCAUCUCACACCGGGACCAUGGCAACAGCCUUUUAUUUGGCUUUUCUGUUUCCAUCUUCCCAUGCUUUCACACCACCAAACCAGUGUACACUCAGCCAGCAGCUGCUUAAAACCCAGGGCAUCUUAGUAUAUUCUGUUCAUGACCCUCUAGACACUUCAAAGAACAAAGCUGGAGGUAUCAAAACAGGCUGCAAGGGUCCUGUCCUCUGAGAAGGUGGGUAUAUACAAAUAAAGACCCCAAUCUCAAGCUCCACAAGCCCUCUCAAGACUUCCAUCUGGGGAAGUGGCCACCCCCACAGGUUGUUAUAGUUCAUGACUCACAGGAAGCAAAGACAAUAAAGGCAUGACUCUGAUCUGCUCAGCCCUAAGUGUUCCAGGACCAAAGAAGGGGCUGCCACUCUCUCAAACAUCCACACUGAACAUCGCCAAGAGCCACUCUUGUUUCUGGGGACCAUCCAACAUGCCGAUGUGUCUGGAUGGAUGCAAACACACCUCAAGUCAACUGGGUCUCAGAUCACUCACAGAUGGGCACCUCUUUCAUCUCCUACUGCUUUAAGCAACACCCAACCAUGGGCUUACUUCUUCCCUGCUUCUGGUUGGUAAGGGUUCAAACAGUCUCAAGUCUAGAGUGCACAGCAAGCUAGCCUCCCUCCCACUGACCUGAUUAUACAAAUGAGAUUAGUCAGAGAUGGCAGGUAGGCCACACAGUGGCAAGAAAGAAGUCUGGGCCAUGAGAAUUCUGCACAAAAGAACGUGGCCCUUAUUUUAACAUUAUUAAAAUGUCAUUAACAUCUCAGCCUGAGUCACUAUCCUUAACACAUGUUUGUUUUAAUCAAAUUAGUAGAAUGCCAAGCCAUCCUUCCAAGGCCCCACCUCACCACUGACUUACAAACAGAGCUGAGGUUUUCCAGAGAAGCCACAGCAGAAACAGGACUUUUCUAAGGCAUCUUAGUUUUUAAGGUCUGUAGCCUUGUUCAUAAGUAAUUGGGGGGAGGGGGAGGUAGAAGAGGAUCAAUGUGGAGCAAUCCGUUACCAAUUUACCUGUGUGAAUCUUUCAAUUUGUUUAUUAAGAAUUUUGUACAAUGUAUUUUGAUGGUAUUCACCCUCUCUCCCCCAACUCUUCCCAGAUUCAUGUACUAAUUUUUAUGUACAUAUUCUUGGAAACACUAAAGCCCUGGCCAUGUUAUGAAUGUUAUAGAAUCAAAACUGUUGGAAAUUACCCAACUCUAUCUCCCUCACACAUUAAAGGCUGAGAUAAGUGAUUCUGUAAA
Messenger RNA from Arvicola amphibius (Eurasian water vole), 8915 nucleotides. It is a transcript of the gene Rtraf, whose product is annotated as RNA transcription, translation and transport factor. The transcript has 9 exons. The record is from RefSeq and is a predicted model, not a curated record. Gene Ontology annotation, biological process: tRNA splicing, via endonucleolytic cleavage and ligation. The coding region runs from base 98 to 832 and encodes 244 amino acids. Lineage: Eukaryota; Metazoa; Chordata; Mammalia; Rodentia; Cricetidae. Gene Ontology annotation, cellular component: tRNA-splicing ligase complex. Gene Ontology annotation, molecular function: RNA binding.